AUGAUCGAAACAACUAAGCAGUGGGUAAUUGAGAAUGGGGAUAAUGGCUUCGAGGGCCUGGUCUACCGGGAGGCCAAGAUCCCUCGGGUGGGAGAGAACGAUGUGCUGGUGAAGCUUCACGCAGUUUCGCUAAACUAUCGUGACUUGAUCAUUCCCAAGGGGAUGUACCCAUUACCGCAUCAACUCCCCGUUGUCCCUGCAUCCGAUGGUGCCGGUGAAGUCAUCGAGGUCGGAUCCAAAGUGACCGAAUUCAAGAAGGGUGAUCAAGUGACCACGCUUUUUAACCAAGGCCAUCAGUACGGUCCAAUCGAUAUUCCAGGCACACACACAGGGCUGGGUGGUGUGAUCGACGGUGCGCUCCGCGAAUACGGUGUGUUCGCCGAAAAGGGUCUCGUUAAGGCGGCGAAGAAUCUCUCAGCGAUUGAAAACAGUACACUUCCCUGUGCGGCUUUGACCAGUUGGAAUGCCCUAUAUGGCCUCAAGCCUUUGAAACCCGGUCAAUAUGUCUUGGUGCAAGGCACAGGCGGUGUCAGCAUGUUCGGAUUGCAGUUUGCUAAAGCGGCAGGUGCGACCGUGAUCGCGACCACAUCUUCCGCGCAAAAGGCCGAGAAGUUGAAGCAGCUGGGUGCGGACUACGUGAUCAACUACAAGGAAGAUGAGAACUGGGGCGAGACCGCUAAGAAAUUGACGCCAGAUGGUGCUGGUGUAGAUCACAUCCUUGAGGUUGGUGGUGCGGGAACCUUGAAGCAGAGCUUUAAGGCCAUCAAGUAUGAGGGUGUGAUCAGUGUGAUUGGAUUCCUUGGUGGUGCCGACCCGAAGACGCAGCCUAGUAUCGUGGACACCUUGGUAAACAUUUGCACCGUCCGUGGUGUUUAUGUUGGGAGCAAGCAGUUGAUGAGAGAUAUGAUUCGUGCCAUUGAGGCCAAUGACAUUCACCCCGUUGUGGAUGAGAAGAUUUUCACCCUUGAUCAGACUCGGGAGGCAUACGACUACAUGUGGGCUCAAAAACACUUCGGAAAAUUGGCCAUCAAGAUCCACUAA
Penicillium verhagenii is the source of this 1041-nucleotide messenger RNA. Its product is annotated as zinc-dependent alcohol dehydrogenase family protein. Gene Ontology annotation, molecular function: oxidoreductase activity. NCBI's taxonomy places the organism in Eukaryota, Fungi, Ascomycota, Eurotiomycetes, Eurotiales, Aspergillaceae. The record is from RefSeq and is a predicted model, not a curated record. The transcript has 4 exons. Bases 1 to 1041 code for a protein of 346 amino acids.